CUUCUUGUGCCGGUGUCCGCACAUGGGGUUCUAGGGCUGUGGAUGUGCUUACAGGAACUGUCACCACUAGUCUUCGACGUCUUUGGACCCUCUUCCUUUCACUUUCUUUUGUUGACUCCUGUGUGACCCUCGUAGGAUUCUGUUUUGGCUGCAGCGAUGUCUGGGGUGAUGUGGACCCCGGAGCUGGCCCUCCUGAGGGGCUUCCCCACUGAGGCUGAGCUGCAGCAGUGGAAACAGGAGGGAGUCGCCGGUUCGGGUGAGAGGGGUGCACCUGCCAAGGAGGGACUGAGGCCAGAGAGUGGAUCUUUCCUACAAUUGCUGCUAGAAGGGAACUAUGAAGCCAUAUUCUUAAAUUCAUUGACACAAAAUAUUUUAAAUUCAGCAACGAUGACUGAAGAAAAGAUUGACAGCUAUCUAGAGAAGCAGAUAGUAACAUUCCUGGAUUACUCAACAGAUUUGGACAAAACCAGAAGACAACAGCUGAUAUUCCUACUUGGUGUGAGCAGUUUGCAACUUUUUGUUCAGAGUAACUGGACGGGGCCUCUUGUUGAUUUACACCCUCAGGAUUUUUUGCCGUCUGUUUUGUUCCAGCAGUUUAGUGAGGUCAAAGGACUGGAUGCACUCGUUCUGAGUUUGCUCAUUCUAGAUGGUGAAUCAAUCUACAGCCUGACCUUGAAGCCUAUACUGCUGUUAUUAGCACGAAUUUCCCUAGUGAAUGUAAGACAUAGGCUGACAGCUAUUCAGAGCUUGCCAUGGUGGACUUUGAGAUGUGUGAAUAUUCACCAGCAACUGCUUGAGGAACGCUCACCUCAGCUCUUUGCUCUUGCUCAAGACUGUAUUGAUCAAGUGAUGAAACUAGAGGAUCUGUUUGUAGAUGAUUCAGGUCGGUAUUUGGCUGUUCAGUUCCAUCUGGAAUGCGCAUAUAUAUUUUUAUAUUAUUAUGAAUAUAAAAAAGCAAAAGAUCAGUUCAAUAUUGCUAAAGACAUCUGCAGAUUAAAAAUUGAUUUGACAGGUGCUUUGGGAAAAAGGACAUGGUUCCAGGAAAAUUACGUGGCUCAACUUAUUCUAGAUGUAAGAAGGGAAGGAGCUGUGUUUUCAAAUUAUGAAUUCACUCCAGCACCCACUCCUCAGGAAUAUUUAACCAAGGUUAGUAGGAUUAAUAUUGAGCUCAAUGAUGAUACUGUUCUAAAUGAGAUAAAGUUAGCAGAUUGUGAACAGUUUCAGAUGCCUGACCUGUGUGCUGAAGAGCUUGCUGUUAUCCUUGGAAUCUGCACAAAUCUCCAAAAGAAUAACCCAGUGCAUACGUUAACUGAAGAGGAGCUGCUGGCAUUUACAUCAUGUUUGCUUUCACAACCCAAGUUCUGGGCCAUUCAGACAUCAGCUUUGAUCCUCCGGACAAAACUUGAGAGAGGAAGCACACGCCGAGUGGAACGGGCAAUGAGGCAGACACAGGCUCUUGCAGACCAAUUUGAAGAUAAGACUACGUCUGUAUUGGAACGUCUGAAGAUUUUCUAUUGCUGUCAAGUGCCACCUCAUUGGGCCAUUCAGCGCCAGCUUGCAAGUUUACUCUUUGAGUUGGGAUGCACCAGUUCAGCCCUUCAGAUAUUUGAGAAGCUAGAAAUGUGGGAGGAUGUUGUCAUUUGUUAUGAAAGAGCUGGCCAGCAUGGGAAGGCAGAAGAAAUCCUCAGGCAAGAGCUGGAGAAAAAAGAAACACCAAGUCUAUACUGCUUGCUUGGAGAUGUCCUUCGAGAGCACUCUUACUACGACCAGGCCUGGGAGUUGUCUCAGCACCGCAGCGCUCGCGCCCAGCGCUCCAAAGGCCUCCUCCAUCUGCGAAGCAGAGAGUUUAAAGAAUGCGUGGAGUGCUUCGAACUCUCGGUGAAGAUUAAUCCCAUGCAGCUCGGGGUGUGGUUUUCUCUUGGCUGUGCCUAUCUGGCCUUGGAAGACUAUGGAGGUUCAGCAAGGGCAUUUCAGCGCUGUGUGACUCUAGAACCCGACAAUGCUGAAGCUUGGAACAAUUUAUCAACUUCUUAUAUCCGAUUAAAACAAAAAGUGAAAGCUUUUAGAACUCUACAAGAAGCCCUCAAGUGCAACUAUGAACAUUGGCAGAUCUGGGAAAACUACAUUCUCACUAGCACUGACAUUGGGGAAUUUUCAGAAGCCAUUAAAGCUUAUCAUCGGCUCUUGGACUUAAGAGACAAAUACAAAGAUACUCAGGUCCUUACGAUUCUGGUCAGGGCGGUGAUGGAUGGGACGGCUGAUCGUGGUGGGGAUGUUGCACCUGGCCUCAGAGGAAAGCUGCAGGAGCUGUUUGGCAGAGUAACUUCAAGAGUGACGAACGACGGAGAAAUCUGGAGGCUGUAUGCCCAAGUGUGUGGAAAUGGGCAGAGUGACAAGCCUGAUGAAAAUGAAAAGGCGUUCCAGUAUCUCUCUAAGGCAUACAAGUGUGACACACAGUCCAGUUGUUGGGAGAAAGAUAUUACAUCAUUUAAGGAAGUGGUUCAGAGAGCCUUAGGACUCGCACAUGUGGCUAUAAAAUGCAGUAAAAACAAAUCCAGUCCCCAAGAGGCUGUACAAGUGCUUUCUUCAGUUCGACUCAAUUUACGGGGCUUGUUAUCUAAAGCAAAGCAACUUUUUACAGAUGUGGUAAGUGGAGAAAUUUCCAGGGAGUUAGCUGAUGAAACAGCAGCAAUGGACACCUUAGUAACAGAGCUUCAAGACCUAAGCAACCAAUUUCGAAAUCAAUAUUGACCAUCCUCGGAACAGCUUCUGGAAAAGGUGCUUCACCUAGUGGAAUUUCUCUUAUACCUGUGUAUCUAAACCACAAGAUACUGAUUUUUAAAAUAAAUUUCUCUUGUGUGGGUAACA
Kogia breviceps (pygmy sperm whale) is the source of this 2868-nucleotide messenger RNA. NCBI's taxonomy places the organism in Eukaryota, Metazoa, Chordata, Mammalia, Artiodactyla, Physeteridae. The record is from RefSeq and is a predicted model, not a curated record.